Messenger RNA from Mauremys mutica (yellowpond turtle), 1333 nucleotides. RefSeq names its product ER membrane protein complex subunit 2 (gene EMC2). Bases 114 to 1007 code for a protein of 297 amino acids. The record is from RefSeq and is a predicted model, not a curated record. Gene Ontology annotation, biological process: protein folding in endoplasmic reticulum. Gene Ontology annotation, molecular function: protein binding. NCBI's taxonomy places the organism in Eukaryota, Metazoa, Chordata, Testudines, Geoemydidae. Gene Ontology annotation, cellular component: EMC complex. The transcript is spliced from 11 exons.
AGCCCGAGGCAGGGCAGAGGCUUCAGCAGACAUCAUCGCGCGUGCGCAGCUCACAGGCGCAUGCUCAGAGAGUGACCGCGCCGGGGCGCAGAGGAGGACGUGACGCCGGCAAGAUGGCGAAGGUCUCGGAGCUGUACGAUGUGACCUGGGAAGAGAUGCGUGAUAAAAUGAGGAAGUGGAGGGAAGAAAACUAUCGGAACAGCGAGCAGAUAGUGGAAGUUGGAGAAGAGUUAAUUAAUGAAUAUGCAUCUAAGCUUGGGGAUGACAUAUGGAUAAUAUAUGAACAGGUGAUGAUUGCUGCCCUGGACUGCAGUCGGGAUGACUUGGCAUCGUUUUGUCUUCAGGAGCUAAGGCGACAAUUCCCUGGGAGCCACAGAGUUAAGCGAUUAACGGGCAUGAAAUUUGAAUACAUGGAAAGGUACGAUGAUGCCAUCCAGCUAUAUGACAGAAUUUUACAAGAAGAUUCAACCAAUACAGCAACAAGAAAGCGUAAGAUUGCCAUUCGAAAAGCCCAGGGGAAAAAUGUUGAGGCCAUCCGAGAGCUGAAUGAGUAUCUGGAACAAUUUGUUGGGGACCAAGAAGCUUGGCAUGAACUUGCAGAACUUUACAUCAAUGAGCAUGAUUAUGCAAAGGCGGCCUUCUGUUUGGAGGAGCUUAUGAUGACUAAUCCACACAACCACUUAUAUUGUCAGCAAUUUGCUGAAGUUAAAUAUACCCAAGGCGGGCUUGAAAACCUGGAACUAUCAAGAAAAUAUUUUGCACAAGCAUUGAAACUGAACAACAAAAACAUGAGAGCUUUGUUUGGACUAUACAUGUCUGCCAGCCAUAUUGCUUCCAAUCCUAAAGCAAGUGCAAAAAUGAAAAAGGACAAUAUGAAGUAUGCCAGUUGGGCAGCUAACCAAAUCAAUAGAGCUUACCAGGUUGCAGGUCGCAGUAAGAAAGAGACUAAGUACUCUUUGAAGGCAGUGGAAGACAUGUUGGAAGCCCUGCAAAUCACUCAAUCUUAGGCUGUCACAAAGAGAUCUAAUGUUAGAUUUUACAACUCCAUGUUCAACCUUUAAUGAUCUAUGAGUUAUGUUACUUUAAAUGCCUAAUUCCAUUGUUAGUUAAUGUGCUAUCUUAAAGGAUGUUUUUAUGAAAAUUUAAAAUGUCUAUUUAUUGCUGCUGUGAAGAAGACACAUGAAAACUCACUGAAAUGUAUAACUUAUCCCAGGAAGAUAACAAAGAAAUUAAAUGUAUUGCACAUCAGUCUCUUUAGAUCUUAUAUGUACAGUGACUGCUUUUUAAGCCAUAACCUGAUGUAGAAAUAAACUUGUUAAAUGAUCAAGUACAA